GGCCAGUGAAUUUCGUACGGAGUCACCGGAGAUGCAAGCUAAUAACCAUUCAUUGGAUGUCUUCGGAGAUCAGAAUGGCUAAGCGCGAGCUAUCCAGUACUUUGAAAACAUUGAAGUUUAUGCAAAGGGCAUCCAACAACAGAGGAGAAAGCUAAGGAGGCCGAAGACGUCUUGCCUGAUGGUAUCUUCACUUCUUCGAGUGCUCCCAAAAGAUGGUAGAAAAUGGGUCGAGUGAAGAUGGACAUGAGAAGUCAAAAGUCAACAACUCCAGCACAGAUGCAAAGGGAGAUAACAAGAGGAAGCAAGAUGGCACUGUCUCAGAUGUUCAUUUGCAACACAUAAGAAUGGGCAUGCUCAUGAAGGACCAUCGUCAGGUGGCAAGACAAAAUCCCAGAAGCACCCAAAAUGUGAAAAGAUGGGUUUCAAUGUCCUUAGGUCACCAAAGAAUCAAAAUAAAAAACAAUAGGUAAAGGCUGAUUCUUUUGCUCUUGGAUAAUUUGCUCUUGCCAUGCCCUUUUAUUAGUCAAUGAUAGUGUCAUAGUGUGUUGUGCUAUAAGCGUAUGUGGACAGCCCUA
Messenger RNA from Cuscuta campestris, 575 nucleotides. NCBI's taxonomy places the organism in Eukaryota, Viridiplantae, Streptophyta, Magnoliopsida, Solanales, Convolvulaceae. The record is from the annotation of a GenBank genome assembly.